This is a messenger RNA of Styela clava, 3097 nucleotides long. Its product is annotated as protein PHTF2-like. NCBI's taxonomy places the organism in Eukaryota, Metazoa, Chordata, Ascidiacea, Stolidobranchia, Styelidae. Gene Ontology annotation, cellular component: endoplasmic reticulum. The record is from RefSeq and is a predicted model, not a curated record.
AAUGUAUCUCAUAAAUAUUUUUUUUUACAAAACCAUUUGUGUGCAACGUUUGAGCGAAUGGCGUGCCAAAUUUGGCACGCGUGCCCCGUGUUGUGCACCUCUGGUGUAUACCAUACUUCUCUGUGUUAAAAUGCUGGCAGACAACAGUAACUAGGUAGCAGAUAUUGGCAAUAUCUUUUCCUUUCAUUCUUGUUUACCUUUAUCAUCGAUUCGCCAAUUAAUUUUUCCUGGAUAAUGAUUAACGAAAAAUCUCAAGAGAAAAUUGUCAUUAACUUCGUUACACAUUUAUAUAACUAGUGACCUCUCGAAAUAAUGAAGUGUAUUAAUAUGAUAUACGUAUCUGAGCAAGGUUUUCUAAUUAUUUUACUUCUUUUCAUCUUGAAUAGUUGUCCAAAAAAGUAUAGAAAUUUUACUUAUUUUUUCAGCUGGUAAGUGAAGAUGAAUGUAUAAAAUAGCAGGGCAUUUAUGCUCUGCAGCAUAAACUGACAAACAUCCUACUGCGGUACAUUGUACAAACUAUUUAUUUAUUCAAUAAUGACUGUGACGUGAAAGCUUUUGAAAAAAAAAGUAAGCUAUGGAUUCGAUGUUGUCUUGGUACCAGCGAAAAAUUGGUGCUUACGACUUGCAAAUAUGGGAACGUGCGGUGGAGAUCCGAGAACAACAAGACAGCGGAAUGAAAUCAAUGGAUAAAAGAAGUUCUAGUGUGAAGCCUGACCUCAUCGACAUUGACCUUGUUCGUGGAUCAACGUUCAGCAAAAAUAAGCCACAAUAUAGUUGGCUGGUUGUAACUUGUCAAGCUUUUAUCAGAGUAUCGUUCCUACCACUGUAUGCUAAAUGGUGGAUUCAGCAGAGUAGUAAGCCAAUCACAUUGUUAUUCUUCUUAAUGUAUAUUCUUCAGUUUGUUGUUUUCUUCAUUUACUUCAAUGGAACAGAAGAGGAAUUUAAAUAUAUUUCAACUUCAGAAAUAAUGAUGCCAUCCAUUGUUAUGUUCUUAUUGGGAAGUGUGCAUUGUCAUGUCGUAUCCACAAAUUUUCGCUUGAAUGUACGAAAUGAUUCUCGAAAAAUGAAGAAGUCUAGAACUCUCUCUUCUGCUUUACUUGAACCUGUUGUAUGCUCCUCAUCAACUUCACAUCAAAGUACUCUCUCCCUACUCACCUCAACCUUCACUAAUAAAGGUAAAGAUAGUACAGAAAACAAUAACCAUUGUCCUAAUGGAAUAAGCAAAUGCUCAUCUGAACAUAGUGACGCAGAGAGUGAUACUCCUUUGUUAAAAGAUGAAAAUGUGAAAUCCAGCACAGUCCUUGAAAAUGGAAAAAUAAAUGCAAGUCAAGAACAGUUGCCCAUAGUGGAACAGUCUGAGGAAAGCUUUAACAUUACCAAUGUUGAGAAUGGUGAUAUACAGCAUAAAAGUGUUGCGGACUGUGACAAAUCUACUGAUAAUAAAAAAGACGAUUUUAAAUGUUUACGACAAUCCAGUGUAGAUAGAGAAUCUGACGAAAUCAGUACUGACAGUGUUGAAAAAAAACCAGGUAAUCGCCUUGAAAAUCUAAAUAGUACAAGUUCCAGUAGUAAUUCGUCUGAACAGUCUGGUGACUCGGAUUCAGAAAGUACAAGCACAAAUGACAAUAAGACAAGAUACAACAAGAAAGCACGAAAAGAUAAUUAUUCAGCAACUGUUCUGCUUCCGGGCUCUGGUCCACGUGUUGAUCGAAUUAGCGCAAAAAUUUGGGAGUCUAAUCAGUGUAAAAAGGUUCAAGCAUCGUUAUUGGACAUUGGAGGUAUUAUCAGAAAAAAAGUGCAAAAUGCUUUUUCGCCGAGUGAUAUGUUUUUCAUAGGAUUUUGCUUUGCGAUACUGAUUUCAUCUAUUCCUACCUUAUAUCGCAUUUGCUUUCAUCAAAAUGCUAACAAUAGUACAACCAGCCACACUGGUUCAACAAUGGAGUUUGUGAAAGGACUGGCGGAAAGUUUAUUCAUGGUUACUCAUGGAAACACCACUAACUUCAAAGUCAUUUUUGUUAUUUAUGCUACUGCAAUGAAACGGUUUAUCUUCAGCUUCACUUUUUUUGUUAUGCUUUGUGCUGCUCAUAAAACGUUUAGGCAAAGACUGUUAUUUGCGAAGUAUUUCAGCCACCUCACUUCAUCAAGACGGGCAAAGAAAUCAGACGUUCCUCAUUUCAGACUUGAUAAAGUGGAAAAUGUUCGAUUAUGGCUGUCUCUGAGAUCGUAUCUGCGACGUCGUGGGCCACAAAGAUCAGUUGACGUGAUUGUUUCUUCAGCAUUUUUUCUUUCUCUCUUCUUGCUUUGCUUCAUAUCGCUUCAGUUACUCCAUGACACUGAUCUAUACCUCUCUUCUUUAAUUUUCUGGGAAAUGACAGCAUGGUUACUUGCCUUGGCUAUAUUUUUACUUAAUUUUAUGACGAUCGGUGCCCAAAUUAACAGAAAAUACAGCAAUACAUCGAUGCUGUUGACGGAGCAGAUAAAUUUAUAUUUACAAAUGAAGCAGAAGCCUAAUAAAAGAGAGGAAUUACAGCGAGCGAACAGCGUUCUCUCAAUUGCUUCAAAGCUUAUAAAGGAAAUAGAGAUGCCGUUUAACAUUUACGGUCUAGCGAUGAAUCCUCUAUAUAAUAUCACAAGAGUGGUUGUGUUAUCUGCCUUUUCAGGCGUCAUCAGUGAAAUACUAGGCUUCAAAUUGAAGAUUUGGAAGAUAAAACCAUGAUAAGUUCGUUGAAAACUUGAUAAAUAAACUCAAUCAUUUAAAAUGUUUGUUUUUUUAAUUACUGGUUAAAACUGAUACAUAACCAAGUCGCCAAUUUUUUUUCAUAUUCCAUCUGUGAUGGAGAAUGCUUGUUGCAAUUUAUCAUUGUAAAUAUUAAUAUUUAAGUGUUGUUACCUCACUGUAUCAUAGUAUUGUAUCUGUGCUUUGCUCAGUGUUCUGCUGCCAAUAUUUGCCUGGUGUCAUAUUUUAGCGAUGCAUAGUGCAGUGCAACAUGCGUAGUUUUACCUGUUACUUUUGUUUUCUUCUAACUAUCGGUAUUAUCUUCUUUAACAUCUUAUUUUUUGGUGCUUUGUUUUGUUGAAUAAAUUGUAUGUUGGGUAA